Messenger RNA from Esox lucius (northern pike), 3754 nucleotides. RefSeq lists its product as uncharacterized. The transcript has 16 exons. The coding region runs from base 174 to 2987 and encodes 937 amino acids. Lineage: Eukaryota; Metazoa; Chordata; Actinopteri; Esociformes; Esocidae. The record is from RefSeq and is a predicted model, not a curated record. Gene Ontology annotation, cellular component: adherens junction. Gene Ontology annotation, biological process: homophilic cell-cell adhesion; heterophilic cell-cell adhesion.
GUCUACUUCUCUUUCAUGCAUGCGUGCACUCUCAUACUUUCUCACACAUUCUCUUUCACACACAUACACACCCCACACACCACAUACACACUGAACAUCACUCAAAGUACACAUUUAAAUACCCACCCAUGUAGAAAAGUUUAAAUUCAACCCUCAAUCUCAGUGAUACCAACAUGGGAUGCUCAUGGCUGUUGAUCUUGGGCUUUAUCCUAAAUAUGUUUCACUGCUUGGACAUGAUUGAUAUCAAGGGGGACCUUGAAAUUGAACAUGAAGUCACUGGGAUUCUUGGAGAGGAUGUGUUUCUCCACUGUCAUUAUCUGGGACAGAAGGACAUCACAGACGCCUCAUGGAAAGGUCCUGAAUCUGGAAUAAAGAGAUCAAGGAAGAAAUUAAGUGGCUACAAGAACAAUAAUCCCUUCAGCAAUGACCCAGACUUCUCUAUCCCGGCCUCUCCCACCAACCUGACGGUGAGGCUAAGAGUGUCCAGUCUGGAGGUCCAAGGGGAGUACACCUGUAUGUUCGAAACUGAUACAGAUGAGUGGACCGACAGCAUGUUUCUCACUGUCCUGGCUCAGCCUGAUAUCCACACAGUCGUGACACAGGACACAGACGACGUCACCCACUACCAGUCAGUCACAUGCACAGCGGCCAAUGGUAAACCCACGGCAAUGAUGGGCUGGGAGAUCAAUGGCAACCCUCCCCUUGAAGACUUCUUCACCGUGGUGUUUAGUAACACCAGUUACAUCAAUGGCACUGGCACCGUGACCAGCACCCUGCGCUUCCCCACCCACCUACAGGACCAGGACCGGGUGACCUGUGUGGUCCAGCACCCCACCCUGCCUGACAACACCACCUGGGUCCCAGUGCGGGUGGAGACCUUCAUGGCCCCCAACAUAAGCAUUGAGACUGACCUGGUUCUAGAGGAUGGGAAGGAAUUUUGGGUGAUCAACUGUUUUGCAACCGGAGGGAGACCAGACGCUAACAUAACCCUAGCUCUGCCUAAUCAGGAGUUCAGUCUCAUGCUACAUCAAGAAGAGGUUAUCAUGGAUCCUCCAGGCACACGAGUCAGGUCAUACCGCCUCCCAGCUGAGAUUCACCAAGGGGAAAACAUCACCUGCCUGUUUGACCACCCCAAGUUCCCACACAGAGAACCAAGGACUGUCACUUUGCCCACCUUCUAUCUGUCUGCUGUUCGGCUGCUGAACUCUGGGUUGGCAGACAGCCGCGACAUGAGCCCAACUGUAGAAUCCGUGGUGCUGAAAGAAGGACAGAUCAAUGCCAGCAUAAGACUAGAGGUCGUUGGGAAUGUACCACGUUACAGUAUUGUAUGCAUUAAACAAGAACAGUCUCACCCUGAAGACGUACUGGUGACUGGCAGUGAUCUCAUCCUGCCGGGACCUGUGGAGCUUCACCACGCAGGGCUGUAUGAGUGUCAGGCCUACUACUACAGCCACAGGGCCACUGCACUGCUGGACAUCAUCGUCACACCGCACAUGGAGCAGACUGUGGCUGUACCUCCCAGAAUGAAGAUUGAUGUCCAGGACAGACUGGGUGACAGGUUCAUUGAGUGCCUGGCUGCAGACUCUGUCCCUGUUGCCAAUGUUUCCUGGGUUCUACCUGAGGGUGUGUCUGGGCCCUCCUGGUCCAAUCUGACAUCCAAUAAUGGAACCUAUUCGGUCAGCAGUGUUGUAAUCCUGCCUGCCUGCUCAGCCCACAAUCUCCACAUGGAGUGUGUGAUCGAUCAUUCUGUGUUUGUGAUUGCAGAGAGAAUACGGAUUUCACUCCCAAAAUGUGCUCCACCUAAUAUUACCCUCCAGUCCAGCAUUGAGUGGGCGGAGGACACAGCAUACACGCUGGUGAGGUGCACAGUGGACAGUGUGAGGCCUGCUGCCUCCAUCUCCUGGAGUCUUGGAGACAGAGACAAUAGUGCCAGUCAGCUCAUGGAGUUACAGGAGCAGAUUCAAGGGCAGCCCAGGAUCCUCGCUGACGGCUCUGUGACGGCCCACAGCGUUGUGAGAUUCCCCACUGCCAUGUUGGCAGGCCGGAAUGUGUCCUGCGUGGUGGAUCACCUGGGUCUGGAGAGGCCAGAGAGAAAAGGGAUACUGCUGCCCAGGCUGGAAACCCCUAUGAUUCAUGCCUUUGUUGUGAGUCAGAAGGACUCACCAAUGUGGCUUGCUGUGUGUGAGUACAGAGGGUUUAGGCUUGGAGCACACCUCUCCUGGGACCUACCGGAGAACGCUACAGCCCAAAUCUCUCUGCACUCCAGGUAUGAAGGAAUGAGAGUGCUGACCAACCUCACCUAUGAGUUCCCUCUGGCACUCCAUGAGGGGCAAAACCUGACAUGCUUGAUUCAGAAUCACCAUGGACUAAAUAUGAGCAAGACUGUCCACGUCCCCAAAUACUACAUCCUAUCUGUCAGAGUGCGGAACCAAACCACUCCCCUGUGCAGAACUAAAGGGUGUGAACCUCUUAUUCACCGAGUGGCCCUGAAGGAGAACCUCCACAACCAGAGGAUCCUACUCCAGGUUCAUGGCAGAGUGCCAACAUACAACCUUACCUGUAACAGGAGCGACGGCUUAUUAAUCCAAAUGGAGGGCCCGGCUCUGGUGUUCCAGUCAAAGGAGUGGGAGGCUGGCCUGUACAUCUGCCUUGCAUCUUUCUACCAUCAUCAGGCCUCUGUCCAUAUUCAAGUGGAGGUGACCAGCGAAGAGGAGCAGCUCAUGAUACUCUUCAUCGUCUGCUUCUCCUCGGCUGCAGCCAUCAUGAUCCUCCUCGUCGUCAGUCUGUGCGUUUUCUGCAAAAGAAAUGGAGAAGACCGAUCCAAAUCUAAGAAGCGGGAAUCGCUAGCAACCCUGACCCCUCUGACACAGGAACCUUGCUCUCCAGAGCUGAGGAAGGGGAAUGGAGCAGUUAUAGGAGGGGAUGGCGAGGCUUACACCCAUCUGCUCAGUUAUUCUAUAGUCAUUGAUGUCAGAUCCACUGUGUAAACAAUAUGAGACCACUUGCAAACGUGCUUCAGGAUCCUGUAAACGCCUAUGUGGUGCAUUAUUUCGGAUCCCAAACCAGGCAGCUUCCAGACAGCUCCUGAUCCACUGUGUAACUAAUGUUUUGUUAUUGCAAAUUUGAGCCAGUAAGCAGUUAAAUUAUGUAUAACUGUAAUUAUAUUCUACCUACCAAGGACCAAGUGGCUUAAUGUAAUAAAACCCAGUACAGCAUAAGCUUGUAUCUAGUUUAAAUGUAAGUAUCUUUAACAAUCAGAUCUCCAAUCUCAAUAAUUUUACAAUGGAUGUAAUUGUUUUACAAUGUAUUUACAAAGGUGCAAGAAACAUUGUAGGUUUCAGUGCAGUCAAAAUGGAUUUAAUGAAGAUUGUUUUACAAACCAUUAAAAUGUUCCCAUUUCUAACUGAAAGCAAUAACUAAUAGUAAAACAAAAUGCAAGUGCGUGCCAUGUUAGGGGUUACAAUUGCUUUGAUGUGUGUGUCCAUGUCCAAAGACACUUGACAUGACAUUCAGGACACAGAAUCAACUCUCCAGCUGUUUACAAUAUAAAAAAAGCCAAGCAGGUCAAGCUACAAUAGGACAUUGUUUUCUGUGCUUUCUUGUUUUUAUUGAUGUUUUCAAGAGUUAAAUUGUCUUUGUGUGUAUAGCUUAUGUCUAUUUUGCUGUUUUCAUUUUUGUGCUAAACUUGUCAUUUUUUGUGAUUGUGUAAUGUUAUAAAACCCUGAGCAUUAUCAUUAAAGUUAGUCUAAAGUGU